Molecule: messenger RNA, 3460 nt
Organism: Cornus florida
Lineage: Eukaryota; Viridiplantae; Streptophyta; Magnoliopsida; Cornales; Cornaceae
Product: probable ubiquitin-like-specific protease 2B
Exons: 16
Coding region: 281-2464 (727 amino acids)
Biological process (GO): proteolysis
Molecular function (GO): cysteine-type peptidase activity
Source: RefSeq, a predicted model, not a curated record
AACAAUAAAGAGUUCAAGUGUGAACGGCAUAAUUGAUGUAUUUUAAAUCCUCAAAAUUUACGAGUAGUUAUAAAAAAGAAUAAUGCCACAUUUAGUGCAAAAAUAGACUGAUUAAGCAAAUUGAAGAAAAAAAAUCAAUAAAUGCAUUAGUACGAAUUUUAUUUGGAAAAUUUAAGAUGCUCUCCCUGUCUUUCAAGUAGUUCUUGAAAAUUUGAAGCAUUUUCCCCCCCUGAAAAUUCGAAGCAUUCGAAUCACUCACCUCUUUCAUCGAUUCCUGAAAAUGAGGACGACGAGUUCAAGCAACCGAUUCAAAGUCUACGAGUUCAAUGAAGGCGACGAGCAAAUUGAAAAGGAAUCAGCGAAGUUAUUCAAGAAAUUCGGAAACCCUAAAUCCGAUGAUUCCGCACUCACGAAAUACGAUUUCCUUCAAUGCUUUGCACGAGAAUUAAAGACAGGACAGAAGGACUCUAGCAAUGAACCAUUAGUCAUGGAAACUUGCAAUGGUGCUUUCAAAAAGUGGACAUCUGAUAAUGGGCCUUUUCGUAUAAAUCCAAGCAAUGACGACUGCAUUGAAUUGAGUUCUUCAUCAACUUCUGUCAGUGAUACUGCAGAAAAUGAAGAUCCGUCAGAUGAGCAAGUUCUGGAGGAUGGUUUUGGUGGAAAUAAUAUUUUGCAGGAUACCGUUCUUGUUUCCCCUGAUCAUAUUCUUUAUGGAGAUCUGAAUUGCACAGAGUGUCUGUUAAGUUUUUCCUGCUGUGGCAUUAAACUUGAGGGUUCAACUUUAUGUGGAAUCAAGGAACAUUUUAGCUUUGAAUGGGCUAUUGAUGAUCUCAUUAAAAUUGAGUCACAUUGGUGCGGACAGGUUGAAACUGAUAAUGUGAACCUUCAUCUAAAGUCGAAGGAUGCAAAAGUCGCAGAAAAUUCUGAUGGAACUUCAGGAACUGCGGUAUUGAAUUUUGCAGUCCCGCACUGGUCCAACAUACAGGAAGAGAUCAAUUCAUUGAAUAUGAGAUACAAAGCCAUAUGGAAUGUUAUUUUUGACAUUGAUACCACAAGGAGUGAGGAUGUUUGCUUGGAGCCGAGAAGCAUAUUCUCUCGAAAGCAUCAUUUGUCUAAUUUUGGUGAGUCUUUCGAAGAGGUUAUCUAUCCAAAAGGGGAUCCUGAUGCAGUUUCCAUAUGUAAGAGGGACAUUGAGCUAUUGCAGCCGGCAACCUUCAUCAACGACACAAUCAUUGACUUUUAUAUUCAAUAUUUAAAGAACAAAAUCAAACCUGAGGAAAAGCAUAGGUUUCAUUUUUUUAGUAGUUUUUUCUUUCGGAAGCUGGCUGAUCCAGAAGAUCCAUCUAGAGCUUGUGAAGUCAGGGAAGCUUUUCAACGUGUUUGCAAGUGGACGAGGAAAGUGAAUCUUUUUCAAAAGGAUUACAUUUUUAUCCCAGUAAACUUCAGUCUCCAUUGGAGUUUGAUUGUAAUCUGUCAUCCUGGGGAAGUGGCUGAUUUUGAAGGUGAAGAAAUUGGAAAGUCAUCCAAGGUACCAUGCAUUUUGCACAUGGAUUCUAUGAAAGGAAGCCACAGAGGCCUCAAGAAUCUUAUUCAAAGUUAUCUAUGGGAAGAGUGGAAAGAGAGGCAAAGGGAAUCAGUUGAAGAUGUUUCCUUAAAAUUCUUGAAUUUACAGUUUGUCUCUCUUGAGCUACCGCAGCAGGAGAACUGUUUUGAUUGUGGCCUCUUCUUGCUGCAUUAUGUGGAACUUUUUCUGGAGCAAGCUCCUGUUGACUUCAGACUUUUUAGCAAUAAGAAGUUUUCACAUUUUCUUAGUAAGGAUUGGUUCCCACCUGCAGAGGUUUCUAUGAAACGUGAUCAUAUCAGGAAAUUAAUAUAUGAAAUAGUUGAAGAUAAUUCUCUGAGAGUUCCUCAAGCUGCUUGCAAUGACGAUUAUCCUUCUAUGUUGCAAGAUGUAAAUGGGAGGGACACUGGCGUAGAGUUUCUUGGGGAAAUAUCCAAUUCAGCAGAAAAAUCUCAUGGCAGUUUGGAAAUUACUCCAUUAUCAGCUUCCCCUCUGAGAGGUCUACAAUGUUUUAGAGAAUCGAGAUUAGUUUUCGAGGAUUUGUUAAAUCCAGGAGCUACUGCAGGAUUACUCACUGAUGGAAGUUUUCAGCCUUUUGGGCAGAUAGUAUCACAUAGUCGGUUUAAGACUGUCAUUUCACCAAUAGAGGAAGGUGAGGAGACCGUGGAGCGAUUUUCUUAUUCACCAACAGAAGCAGCUGGCCGGCAUGCGGAUGAAACUACUGUACCUUCCACCUCAUAUUCUGCCAAAACUGUUGAAGCACUGCAAAUUUCUAUGCAUCUCGAGGAAGAUGAGGAAGAGCCGGUUUCAUCAGAAGUAGGAGUUAGUGAAAUUCACCGGUAUGAAGAACUUCUGGGUUCAAGUCCUCAGGAAGAGAUAAUUCUGAAUCGUCUUCCAUGUUAAGUGCGAGACUUGCAGUUUGUAUAGUUGAGGAUUCUGAAGACGCGAACGUGGUAGAUAUUGUCAGUGAGAGUGAAGAUUCUCCUUCCUGUGAAGGAAAAAGUCUCAGCUCAUCCAAUCAAAAAGCUGAUCUUAAAGUAAAUAAUACGUUAGCAAUGUCAGAAGAUAGUGAAAUUCACCGGUAUGAAGAACUUCUGGGUUCAAGUCAUGAGGAAGAAGAUAAUUCUGAAUCGUCUUCCAUGUUAAGUGCAAGACUUGCGGUUUGUAUAGUUGAGGAUUCUGAAGAUGCGAACGUGGUAGAUAUUGUCAGUGAGAGUGAAGAUUCUCCUUUCUGUGAAGGAAAAAGUCUCGGCCCACCUAAUCAAAAAGCUGAUCUUAAAGUAAAUAAUACAUUAGCAAUGUCAGAAGAUAGUGAAAUUCCCUGGUAUGAAGAACUUCUGGGUUCAAGUCCUCAGGAAGAAGAUAAUUCUGAAUCGUCUUCCAUGUUAAGUGCGAGACUUGCGGUUUGUAUAGUUGAGGAUUCUGAAGACGCGAACGUGGUAGAUAUUGUCAGUGAGAGUGAAGAUUCUCCUUCCCGUGAAGGAAAAAGUCUCAGCCCAUCCAAUAAAAAAGCUGAUCUUAAAGUAAAUAAUACGUCAGCAAUGUCAGAAUCAGAACUGAAGGCUUCAAAAAAACCAAGGCUUAUGCCGCCUGAAAUUGGAAGACGACUUACAAGAAAGCUGGCCAGGAAGUUGCUUAGAUGAAGUUUUUUUUGGUAAAUAGUGUUAGGAGAACUGUGUUUAACAAAAGUUUGAAAGGUUUGUAUAGGGGGUAGAGGCUGGCUAUGUAAAACCCCGAGUCACUGUCCCAAACAAAUCAGAAUAGGGCUUUUCGGUGGGUGCAGUGCAAGAGACUCGUCUUCGUAUCUUUUUAACAGUUUUCCUGUGUCCUGUACCCCAUCUACCAAAUGAGUUUUUUUGCUAUAUAUCAUAUAAUUAAAUUUUAGGAGUUUGCUUGUUA